Messenger RNA from Radiomyces spectabilis, 390 nucleotides. RefSeq lists its product as uncharacterized. The record is from RefSeq and is a predicted model, not a curated record. The transcript has a single exon. Bases 1 to 390 code for a protein of 129 amino acids. NCBI's taxonomy places the organism in Eukaryota, Fungi, Mucoromycota, Mucoromycetes, Mucorales, Radiomycetaceae.
AUGGCUGCGAUGGCAACCAUGGCUCAAGAACUCGACACACCUUCUCCAAGCAACGCAACAGCCUCUCCAGAUCUUUUUGCCAAUGCCACCAGUUCAAGCGGAGCUAUGGUGAUGCCUAGUGCCACCGUCUUCAAUGCAACGGCAACCAGUUAUUCUUUCAUGCCAUCGCCUACCACUUCAGUGCUUACUCACUUCCCAACACCGGCACAUACGGCUUCCAGUUCCUCAAUGAUGUCAAGUUCCGCUCCUUCUCAAUCUGCACCAUUCCCCGACGAUACCAUCGGAAAAUACGGCCGUUUACAUAUCAAUGCUGCCGUUCCCAGCUCGUUUCAGUUGCCAGUAUACCCAUUGUUUAUAUCAUUUUGUUUGUUGAUUCUUCUGACUCUGUAG